AUGGACGACCCUAGACGGGCAACGCCUGCAACAGACGACCCUGGACGGUCAACGCCUGCAACAGACGACCCUAGACGGGCAACGCCUGCAACAGGCGACCCUAGACGGGCGACGUCUGCAACAGACGACCCUAGACGGGCAACCCCUGCAACUGACGACCCUAGACGGGCGACCCCUGCAACAGACGACCCUAGACGGGCAACGUCUGCAACAGACGACCCUAGACGGGCAACGUUUGCAACAGACGACCCUAGACGGGCAACAUCUGCAACAGACGACCCUAGACGGGCAACAUCUGCAACAGACGACCCUAGACGGGCAACGUCUGCAACAGACGACCCUAGACGGGCUAGAACACCUGCAACAGACGACCCUAGACGGGCAACAUCUGCAAUGGACGACCCUAGACGGGCAACGUUUGCAACAGACGACCCUAGACGGGCAACAUCUGCAACAGACGACCCUAGACGGGCAACGUCUGCAACAGACGACCCUAGACGGGCGACGUCUGCAACAGACGACCCUAGACGGGCAACACCUGCAAUGGACGACCCUAGACGGGCGACGUCUGCAACAGACGACCCUAGACGGGCAACCCCUGCAACUGACGAACCUAGACGGGCGACCCCUGCAACAGACGACUCUAGACGGGCAACGCACACAACAGACGACUCUAGACGGGCGACGUCUGCAACAGGCGACCCUAGACGGGCAACGCCUGAAACAGACGACCCUAGACGGGCAAUAGCCAGCGGGAGGGGACUUCAGGGAGGCUUCAACAACCCGGCCUCUUACAAAUUACGACGCUUUACGCUCGUUCUUGUGGACUCUUUAAAAUCCUUGAGAAUUCAUGCAUAA
Messenger RNA from Procambarus clarkii (red swamp crayfish), 858 nucleotides. NCBI's taxonomy places the organism in Eukaryota, Metazoa, Arthropoda, Malacostraca, Decapoda, Cambaridae. The record is from RefSeq and is a predicted model, not a curated record.